Molecule: messenger RNA, 1419 nt
Organism: Pleurotus ostreatus (oyster mushroom)
Lineage: Eukaryota; Fungi; Basidiomycota; Agaricomycetes; Agaricales; Pleurotaceae
Gene: GLR1
Product: Glutathione reductase
Exons: 7
Coding region: 1-1419 (472 amino acids)
Biological process (GO): cellular response to oxidative stress; glutathione metabolic process; cell redox homeostasis
Cellular component (GO): cytosol; mitochondrion
Molecular function (GO): NADP binding; glutathione-disulfide reductase (NADPH) activity; flavin adenine dinucleotide binding
Source: RefSeq, a predicted model, not a curated record
AUGGCACCAGUGAACAGACCCGCCCAUGACAAGUAUGACUAUGUCGUUAUCGGUGGUGGAAGUGGAGGUGUUGCUGGCUCGCGGCGAGCAGCUUCGUACGGAGCCAAAGUCGCGUUGAUUGAGGUCACCCCAAACCUAGGCGGAACCUGUGUUAACGUUGGUUGUGUUCCGAAGAAGAUAAUGUGGCAUGCAGCCGACCUCCGUGACAAGAUCAUGCAUCAUGCACCAGGGUACAACUUCACCAAUCUCCCCGAGACACCCACAUUCAACUGGGCUACCUUUAAACCGCAACGAGACGCGUAUAUCCGUAAAUUAAACGGCAUAUAUUCAAACAAUCUGGCCAAAGAAGCUGUCGAGGAGCACCACGGCCACGCCAAACUCCUCUCGCCUACUCAGGUUGAGGUCACCCGCCCAGAUGGUCAGAAAUACACGCUAAACACGGACAAGGUUCUUGUCGCGACAGGCGGCAGACCGACCAUCCCCAGCGACGAGAAAAUCCCUGGUGCAUCUUUGGGCAUUAACAGCGACGGCUUCUUUGACCUCGAAGAGCAACCCAGGCGCGUGGCCGUGGUAGGAGCAGGGUAUAUCGCUGUCGAGCUUGCGGGAGUAUUUAACUCACUCGGGACGGAAACUCACUUGAUCAUCCGCAAGGACAAGGUGUUACGUACGUUCGACCCGUCACUCCAGGAUGUCAUCACGCCUUGGAUGGAAAAGACUGGCAUUCAUAUUCACAAGACGACCAACGUAACCAAAGUCACUGGUACCAAGGGCCAGCCACUCACUGUCCAUACCGACACUGGCGAAGCGAUCGAAGUUGACUGCCUUUUGUGGGCUAUUGGCCGGCAUGCAAACACGGAAAACCUUGGAUUAGAGGAACUUGGGGUGAAGCUCGACAAGAAGGGCGAUGUCAUCGUGGACGAGUACCAGAACUCGUCGGUCCCAGGAAUAUACGCUGUUGGUGAUGUGCAAGGCAAGGCCUUGCUGACACCCGUGGCUAUCGCUGCUGGUAGAAGACUCGGGAAUAGGCUAUUUGGACCGGAGAAAUACAAGCAGGAGAAACUCAGCUAUGAGGACAUCCCCACCGUCGUAUUCUCACAUCCGACUAUCGGGACCGUCGGUUUGACAGAACCAGAAGCACGGAAAAAGUAUGGUGAUGAUCAGGUUAAGAUAUACAAAUCGAACUUCCGUUCGCUCUACUUCUCCAUGGUGCCCGAAGAGCACAAGGAACCGUCGAUGUACAAGCUCGUUUGCGUUGGAGAGGAGGAACGGGUGGUUGGUGUGCAUAUCAUCGGGAUCGGCAGCGACGAAGUGAUGCAAGGAUUUGCCGUCGCUGUGAAGAUGAAGGCGACGAAGCAAGAUCUGGAUGAUACGGUCGCUAUCCACCCUACGAGCUCUGAAGAAUUGGUUACGUUGCGAUAG